Molecule: messenger RNA, 1068 nt
Organism: Neurospora tetraspora
Lineage: Eukaryota; Fungi; Ascomycota; Sordariomycetes; Sordariales; Sordariaceae
Exons: 5
Coding region: 1-1068 (355 amino acids)
Source: RefSeq, a predicted model, not a curated record
AUGAAUGUCAGGAUGAUCCCUCCAGAGCACGACAGAACGAAAAUCUUUCUGUGUAACUCUGAAGUCGUCUGUGAAUGUGAUUGUGCCGGCGUCAGAUGCUUGUUGAUUUGGACUUUCCCUAUGGACUCGCCGCCCCUGCAGACACCCCUGGCAAUGGACGUUGGACCCCUGAAGCUUCCCCUGGACACACAACCUCUGGCGACGAGCGUAGAACAUACCUCUUCGGGCCGUCAAGACACUUCCGGGAACCAAGCAACAAGUCCAGAGGCGAUGUUCCUGAUUGGUAUGGGUAAACAGGGUAGAACGAGCCGCGGACGUGACGACGGUACUGGUGUGCUGUUCGUUCGCCUUGAAUACCUCUGUAGAGGUAGAGGCAGCUCCAUGCCUUUAGCACCCGGGUGCUAUACCUCUAGGCCAAAACCACCAGCCUCUUUGGUCACAACACAGGCGGCAGGCACUCUCGGUGCGCAGCAUAUUGCCCAGCUCUGUUUCCGCGGGGAUAUCCAUGGUUGGGGAAGGAAUUUGCAAUUCGCGCUGGUGGAAACCGUGGAAUUCACCGAAUUGCUGGUUCAGUUGCGUAAUCGUGGUCUUGUCUCGAGACGCGCCGUCCAAAAAGAAGCAAGGUACCUCAUGAUCGGAACACCACGGAAGUCCUUUGUCCUCUCGAAGAGGAUCAAGCUGAGCCGUUUCCCAUCUCGAUCGCGGUUCAGCCCCUGGACCCUUUCAGUUGGAAUUUCCCUUUGCGCGGCCCGUGAAGAGCCAACUUACAAACCAAGACGGGACUUGUCAAACCUCCAUUGUCGCGGGCUGCGCCGGGAUCGGCACCCCGUACCCACGGACGUGCUGUUGGCAAACGGAAAGAGCCAAGACUUGUCCAAGGGAAACGCCAGCCCAAGCCGGGCUAAGCUGGUGGAGAUAAGGACCCAUCGAUUGACCCAAUUCCAAUCACUGGCUCGUGCUCUCUCUGCCCGAUUCCUGUCAUGCAAACUGCCCUCGAGAAUCAACUACGACACUGCAACGACCAUCUCCCGUCUCAACAACACUGACUCACUCCAAGCUCAAUCGUAA